Suillus subaureus is the source of this 869-nucleotide messenger RNA. RefSeq names its product ndufs7, NADH:ubiquinone oxidoreductase 20 kd subunit. The transcript has 6 exons. Bases 76 to 756 code for a protein of 226 amino acids. Lineage: Eukaryota; Fungi; Basidiomycota; Agaricomycetes; Boletales; Suillaceae. The record is from RefSeq and is a predicted model, not a curated record. Gene Ontology annotation, molecular function: 4 iron, 4 sulfur cluster binding; quinone binding; NADH dehydrogenase (ubiquinone) activity. Gene Ontology annotation, biological process: aerobic respiration; mitochondrial respiratory chain complex I assembly; electron transport coupled proton transport.
CAAAUUCACUGUUGUCGCUGUUCGUUCCGCAUCGUCGGAGUCAGCAUCGAACUCAACUUUUCUCCUCUGACCGUCAUGUCGCUCGGCAUUUUAAGGGCUCCAGUUACCAGUGCCUAUAAGGUAGCACUCAGACCCGCUCUCAGGAUUUAUGCUGCUCGCUCUGUGCACACAUCGAAGUCUGCGCAAGCCCCCGAAACUAUACCCACUUCGGUCUCCUCUGCUUCUGAGCCGAUCACCACAUUAGCAAUGCAUGGCUCAAAUCAACUCAGCCUUGAGCAACCCCAGAACAAGGCUGAAUACGUCCUAUCAACAUUAGACAAGGUUGUCAACUGGGCACGUCAGGGUUCGAUAUGGCCCAUGACUUUCGGUCUUGCAUGUUGCGCUGUCGAAAUGAUGCACAUGGCUGCUGCUCGCUAUGACCAGGAUCGUCUCGGUGUCGUUUUCCGUGCCUCUCCGCGUCAAUCUGACGUUAUGAUUGUCGCUGGUACCCUCACAAACAAAAUGGCUCCUGCUCUCCGUAAAGUCUAUGACCAAAUGCCCGAGCCAAGAUGGGUUGUAUCCAUGGGAUCUUGCGCAAAUGGCGGUGGCUACUACCACUACUCAUACGCUGUUGUCCGUGGUUGCGAUCGCAUUGUGCCCGUGGAUAUCUACGUCCCUGGGUGCCCACCAACUGCUGAAGCAUUGCUUUAUGGUAUGUUGCAACUUCAGCGCAAAAUGAGAAGAAACAGGAAGAGUGUGCUUUGGUACCGCAAAUGAGAUGAUCUGUACGAGCCUGGUUUGGCGACAGCGUACAUAAACUAGCACUUUCGUUGACACGUUUCGUAUAUCACUCAUGGCUGGCGUGCAUCAUUUCCUUUCCUUAUCCACAA